UAAGAUAUUUAUAACUGAGAUAAAAGGACUCCUUAUCGUUAAGAUAACGUGGACUAGUUUCUACAUAAUGUAUAGAACCAUACAAAAGAAACAACACAAUUAACUACAAGAGUUCUGACUAUAAUAAUUACAAAGUACACGAUUGAAAAGGGCAAUACAUUUACUGAUUUAAAUCAAAAUGAAAUCGGUUUUCGGUGUUGUCCUUAUUGUGUUUUUUACACGAAGUGAGAUAACAGGAGUAGUCGUGCACACUAACGUCGGGGAUAUUGUGGGUGUUCAGGAAGUAGUGCAUUAUGUCGACGGACCGCCAAAAACGGUGUCCAAGUUCCUUGGAAUACCCUUCGCCGAAAACACUGGCGGACAAAACCGCUUCAAAAAGCCAAUUCCAAAGGCUCCAUUCACCCGUGCCUUCAAUGCAACAGCACUUCCGGUCGGCUGCAGACAAGGGAUGUCCAUUAUUGAGGAUUCUUAUCGCCAGUAUGGUUUAGACUUUUCCGAGGACUGUUUAGUGUUAAGUGUAUUUGUUCCAUACUCCUUUAACGAAACCAUGUCACUUCCUGUGAUGGUUUGGGUUUAUGGAGGCGGUUACUUGUCUGGAAGCAUAACUCCAUAUCCGGGUGAUGUGUUGGCCACUUUUGGUGACGUCAUUGUGGUCACUGUAAACUACAGACUUGGUCCAUUCGGUUUCCUGCGUUCAUCAGACGGCCAGCUGGUAGGAAAUCAGGGAUUAUGGGACCAGCAUCUCGCGUUUAAAUGGGUGCAUGAGAACAUUGCAGCUUUUACAGGAAAUCCUGACGCCGUAACAAUAUUUGGUGAAUCAGCAGGCGCAGCGUCUGUGUCCCUUCAGGCGAUGUAUCCCGGAAACAAAGGACUUUUCCAACGUGUUAUAGCCGAGAGCGGCUCAGCUCUGGCGCCAUGGGCCGUCACGCCGUCCACUGAUAUUAGUGGCUACCUUAACAGCACAGGCUGCGGGCUGGACAUUUCUUGUUUGGCGUCUUUACCCGUACAACAGGUUCAACUGAACACGUCAGACCAAAACGUCACAAGACAAUUCAAACCAACAAUAGAUGGGGACUUUCUAGUUGCGACACCGCAUGAAAUCAUACACGGAAAUAGCCAGGAAACCGAGGCUGCAAGAAGGUUUUUUGCAUCUCUGGACAUUAUAACCGGCGUGAAUACAUACGAAGGCGCUUCCUAUAUCCCAGCCGUAUGGCCGCAGAUUCUUGGCUUUAAACACUAUGACAACUUUACGAUGACAAGAAAACUCUUUACAGACGUAGCCAUUCCAUACCUGUUGAAAACCUUGCUCUUCAUCACACACCCAGAGAAUGUCAGAAUUUUGAAGCCGUUGAUAGAGUUUGAGUAUACCAAUUGGACAAAGCCAGACGACGAUAUGUCGCUUAAACUUGCUCUCGUAGCCAUGGUAACUGAUAGCAUCUUCUUCUAUCCGGCUCUAGAAACGGCUGUUGGUCACGUGACGUCGGCCGACAGUGGGCGCUUUACGUACAUGUACGAGUUUUCCGCCGAGCCGACCACCCACGGAUUCAUGAGCUCUUCGUGGAUAACAGGAAAUGCAAGUGACGCUUUUCAAUCACCGACCCCAAACUGGGUACAUGGUCCGAACCACGGCGAUGAGAUGAAGUACGUGUUUGGAUACCCGACCGCCAACAAGUACCGGGUACCCGGUGAUGGCAGUACGGACCGGGAUCGCGCAAAGACCGUCAUGACACUGUGGUCGAACUUUGCAAAACAUGGAAAUCCCAACAUGCCUAUGGACAUACACGGGCUUUCCUCUACACCAACACCAUGGGAACAGUUUAACGCCAGCACCCAUACAUAUUACGAGAUCUCCAAUGACCAAUGUAGCACAAACAAUCACUUUCAUUCCCGCAAAAUGGCAUUUUGGGGGGAUCUUGUAAAAUUUAUACUUGGACAUGAUCGUGAGUGUCAUUUCAAGAAUGUCACAGAUAUUCCUUAUUUCCCUAAAAUCAUCAUUGGGUAGUCAAUUGAUUAGAGAAACUAAUUAAAUGGUAUUGUUAGUAAUCUCUCAAUGUAUGGUUUCUCAUAGCUUCCUGGGACCUGUUUCAACAAUGAACCAGUCGAUAGUAUCCGUAAUAAUUGAAAUUAUAUAAGUUUUGUACUUAAAUUAUUUUGUCACAUAUUUGUGUGAAUUGAACUUAAGCCAGCAUUACGAAUUCAACACAGAAAUAAUAAAAUGUGUUGCCACAAGCAAUUAAAGCUAAUGAAGGUUAGUAUAGAUAACAUGUUGUCUUAUUUUGUAUUGCCGUUACUGUUAUACAGUAUAUAGUAUUAUAGUGUAUAAAUGUUAAUAUUUUCUUAAAAGGAGGGGAAAUUACGCG
This is a messenger RNA of Mya arenaria, 2360 nucleotides long. RefSeq names its product cholinesterase 1-like. Bases 179 to 2002 code for a protein of 607 amino acids. The record is from RefSeq and is a predicted model, not a curated record. The transcript is spliced from 4 exons. Lineage: Eukaryota; Metazoa; Mollusca; Bivalvia; Myida; Myidae.